AUGGGCUCGGAGCAGUCUGCCCUUGAAAAAGAGCUCCGCACCUUGUCGGACGUCGCCCAUGUCGACCUCUCAGUCCGCGGACUCUCCGACCUUCCGCCAGCCGUCGACAAGCUCGAGGGCUGCCUCUGCCUCGACUUGAGCAAGAACGAGCUAACCACGCUACCAGAUGAGAUAGGCGAACUGCACAACUGCCGGCGAUUGCUGCUCGACAAGAACCAGCUGGUCGAGUUGCCUGAUGCCAUCGGCGGCCUCAAGCAGCUCACCGAGCUCUCGCUCGCCAAGAAUAGAAUGUUUCUCCUGCCUCUCACUGAGGCUCUCGCCGGAUGCUCUUCCCUGACUGUGGUGGAUCUCUCGCACAAUGGGCUCGAGACCACGCCGGCUGUCCUCUUCUACCUGCCUGCGCUCACCACGCUCAAACUCCACCACAACGAGAUCACUGCCGUCGAUCCGCUUGUUGUGCAGAGUACCGCACUGGACGUCCUCGACAUCUCGUUCAACAAAUUGCGAGUCCUACCAGCUCUGCCGGCCUCUCUCACUGCUGUCUUUGCCCAGGAGAACGAGCUCAUCAACGUUGAGGCGCUUGCCGACCUGCCCAUGCUCGAGCGGCUCAACCUCGCGUCCAACGAGAUCCAAGAGCUCCCAGACUCGUUCUUCUCCCGGCUGGCGGCACUCCAGCACAUCAUCCUGUCCAACAACCCGGGCCUGGUUGCGCUGCCAAGCCUCGCUGGCUGCGUCUCGCUCACCAAUCUCACGCUCGAAGGCUGUGGCGUCAAGGCCAUGCCGCCGUCGCUGGCUGCAUGUCGCAAUCUGGAAGUACUGCGGCUGCGCGGCAAUGCCGGCCUUGCCGCCAACUCUCUGGCGGUUGCUACUCUGGUUAAUCUAACCAAACUCUCGCUGUGUCAGAUCGGGCUCACGCUCCUGCCCGACGGCCUCUCUGAGCUGUCCUCGCUCCACACUCUCGACCUCCGACGCAACAAGCUCAUGGCGGACGUCAUUGACAAUCUAGGGCUGCCCAAUCUCCACCGCUUGUAUCUCUCGGGCAAUCCGCUCGGCGUCGUGCCUGUCGGCCUCGAGCUUAUGCCGCUCACCGAGCUCGGUCUCUCGUCGACGCUACUCGACGACGCCACAGGCGUCGACGCCGUCACCUCGCUCACCUUUCUCAACCUUUCGUCCAACAAGCUCACCUUUUUGCCGGAGCACCUCGCCGACGUGGUCCAGCUCCGCAAUCUCCAGCUGCAGGAGAACUACCUGGGUAGCUUGCCCAAGACCAUCGGCGCUCUGACCAACCUCGAGCGCCUCGACGUCUCCGACAACGACAUCCGGUCACUCCCGCCUGAGCUUGCGCACUGCAAGCGGCUGGUGUUUCUCGAAGCGCUCCGCGGAAACCCCAUUAUCUUUCCGCCGCGGCGUGUCAUGGAUGCCGGUCUCGAGGCCAUCAUGGAGACGCUGCGCAAGCGCCUCGGCUCGGGCGAUGGCCCACUUGUCAUGGACGCGGCCAACUGAUACAAGCUAAACUCCCUCGUCCUCCUCA
Messenger RNA from Thecamonas trahens ATCC 50062, 1531 nucleotides. RefSeq names its product leucine-rich repeat protein soc-2. The record is from RefSeq and is a predicted model, not a curated record. The transcript has 2 exons. Lineage: Eukaryota; Apusomonadida; Apusomonadidae. Gene Ontology annotation, molecular function: protein binding. Bases 1 to 1503 code for a protein of 500 amino acids.